GUUGCUUAUGAGAGAUACUGAUACUGUUUUAAAUAAAUAAAUAUAUUAUUAGAAAUAGACAUAAGUAGUGAGAAUAAUUGUAAAUUAUUAAAUAAUAAUAAUGGCCCUUUGUUGUGCUAUUUCCAACGAGGUGCCAGAACAUCCAGUGUUAUCACCUUCUUCAGGAGCAAUAUUCGAAAGGCGAAUUAUAGAAAAAUAUAUAACUGAAAAUGGAAUAGAUCCUAUUAGUGGCAAGGAAUGUACUAUUGAAGAGCUUAUUGAUAUAAAAACAACAUCAGUUGUCAAGCCAAAACCACCAUCUUCAACUUCUAUUCCUGCUACUUUGAAAUCUAUGCAAGAUGAAUGGGAUGCAUUGAUGUUACACACUUUUACACAAAGACAACAAUUACAGACUGCAAGACAAGAAUUGUCCCAUGUUCUAUAUCAACAUGAUGCUGCCUGUAGAGUUAUAGCUAGAUUAACAAAAGAAGUUACAGCCGCCAGAGAGGCUUUGGCUACUUUGAAACCUCAAGCUGGUGUUACAAAUGUAUCACAACAGGCUUCAGAACAAGCAUCUCAAGCUUCUGCACAAGAUCAACAGCUAUCUCAAUCAACAAUUGUCGGUAUGUCUGCAGAAGUUGUACAGAAAUUGCAAGAACGUGCUACAAUUCUUACUCAAGAGCGUAAGAAGAGAGGCAGAACAGUACCAGAAGAAUUGAUAUCAGCUGAACAAGUGAAAGGAUUCCUUACAUUGGCUAGUCAUCCUGGUUUACAUUCAGCAUCAGUUCCUGGUAUUUUGUCACUCGAUAUUCAUCCCACUGAUCACAGCAAGAUAUUAACAGGUGGAAAUGACAAAAAUGCAACAGUCUUCAAUAAAGACACUGAACAAAUUGUUGCUAUUUUAAAAGGACAUUCAAAAAAAGUUACAAAAGUUGUUUGUCAUCCCGAUGAUGAUAUUGUUUUAACAGCUUCGCCUGAUCAAACUAUUAGAGUUUGGAAUGUGCCAACGUCUCAGACAACUUUGAUUCUUCGUUGUCAUGAAGCACCUGUUACUGGUUUAUCACUUCAUCCAACUGGGGAUUAUGUCUUAUCCACUUCUCUUGAUAAACAUUGGGCUUUCUGUGACAUACGUACAGGAAAAUACUUGACUAAAGUUAUAGACACUGGCGAUAUGGGUCUCACAGCAGCACAAUUCCAUCCUGACGGUCUGAUUUUUGGAACUGGUACCGAAGACUCCCAAGUUAAAAUUUGGGAUUUGAAGGAGCAAACUAAUGUUGCCAAUUUUCCAGGACACACUGGGCCAAUUACUGCAAUAUCAUUCUCUGAGAAUGGGUACUAUUUAGCUACUGCAGCAGAUGAUUCUUGUGUUAAGCUUUGGGAUUUGAGAAAAUUGAAGAAUUUUAAGACAAUUCAACUUGAUGAAGGACAUCAAAUUAAAGACUUGUGCUUCGAUCAGAGUGGCACCUAUUUGGCAGUUGCUGGUUCAGACAUUAGGGUUUACCUAUGCAAACAAUGGCAAGAAUUGAAAGUUUUCAAUGACCACACAGCAUCAGCUACUGGUGUUCGGUUUGGAAGACAUGCUCAGUAUAUAGCAUCUACAAGCAUGGACAGAACACUUAAAUUAUAUGGAAUUGAAUAAAUUUUAAAAUAUUUUAAUACU
Molecule: messenger RNA, 1639 nt
Organism: Ctenocephalides felis (cat flea)
Lineage: Eukaryota; Metazoa; Arthropoda; Insecta; Siphonaptera; Pulicidae
Gene: Prp19
Product: pre-mRNA-processing factor 19
Exons: 10
Coding region: 101-1618 (505 amino acids)
Biological process (GO): protein ubiquitination; mRNA splicing, via spliceosome; DNA repair
Cellular component (GO): cytoplasm; U2-type catalytic step 1 spliceosome; Prp19 complex
Molecular function (GO): ubiquitin protein ligase activity; protein binding
Source: RefSeq, a predicted model, not a curated record